This is a messenger RNA of Ceratina calcarata, 1874 nucleotides long. RefSeq names its product 5'-nucleotidase domain-containing protein 3-like. The transcript is spliced from 7 exons. Gene Ontology annotation, molecular function: 5'-nucleotidase activity. The record is from RefSeq and is a predicted model, not a curated record. NCBI's taxonomy places the organism in Eukaryota, Metazoa, Arthropoda, Insecta, Hymenoptera, Apidae. The annotation marks the transcript as partial.
AACUUGAACGCAAACUUGAUUAAUCGACAGUAUCCCGAGGGAAUCAGCGAGCUCGCGUAUAAGGAGGAUUUUGCUGUUCGCGGCCUUCAUUAUGACAUCGAAAAGGGUCUGCUGCUGAAACUCGACAGUUUCUUGCAAAUUCAAUUUGGCACCGUUUACCGUGGCUUACAUCCGCUACCGGACGAAGAAGUCCUCAGGCUCUAUAAGAACCGAAUAAUACCGAUCGCUUACGUCGAAGCGCCUCAUAAACAUUCUCACAAAGAGGCAUUACACCGAACGAAAAUGGUUCAAUUGGCUGAUUUAUUUUCUGUGCCGGAAAUGGGUCUUCUUUGUAACGUUACCGAAUACUUCCUGAGUAACCAUAUCGAUUACCAUCCUGAAAUACUUUUUAGAGACGUAAAGAAUUCUGUACAAAGUUGCCAUCCGAUAAUGCAUGGCAUGGUAGUUGAAAACGUGUCCGAGUACUUGGAACAAAAUAAAGAUUUAAGAAGAUUCUUUGAGCGUCUGAAAAAAAAUAAUAAAAAUAUGUUCCUAGUGACCAAUAGCCCUUUCCAUUUUGUCGAUACUGGAAUGAAAUUCUUAGUCGGUAACGAUUGGAGGGACUACUUCGAUGUGGUAAUAGUUCAAGCGAGGAAACCGAAAUUCUUUACCGAAGAAACGCGGCCCCUUCGAAUCUACGAUGAAAUCAACAAAACUCAACUAUGGGAUCGAGUGACCACACUUGAAAAAGGAGUGAUAUAUCUGGAAGGAACAGUCAAACAGUUACAAGAUAUGACUGGUUGGCAGGGGCAUCAAGUGUUAUAUUUUGGAGAUCACCCUUACAGCGACUUAGCGGAUGUUACGUUAGAGCAUGGCUGGCGAACCGGUGCGAUAAUCAAAGAACUGAGCCAUGAAAUCGCGACGUUGAAUAAUCCAAGAUUCAAGGAGAACGCGAAUUGGUUACAAAUGUUAACGGGAUUGAUCGAGGAUCAUCAAGAUUACGAAGGGCCGGAUGUGCAAAUCGUACUCAAUGAAUGGAUUAACGAAAGAGACAGUUUGAGGAACGAGAUAAAACGAGUAUUUAACAAACAGUUUGGCUCGGUAUUUCGGACAUACCACAAUCCCACGUAUUUUUCGCGAAGACUUUUUCGGUUCGCCGACAUUUACAUGAGCUCGAUCACGAACCUGUUAGAAUACUCGACAAGCCAUACGUUUUAUCCGAGGAGAGGCGUGAUGCCGCAUGAAUAUACGAGUUACUUCGUGUAACAUAUACAUCGUUAUGUAUGUAGAUUUUCGAUUAGAUGCGUGAGAUGCUUCGAAGCGCGACGGAAGUUUACGGAGCAAAAAUCAAAGAUAGAGUAGUGGAAUUAUAUUUAAAAACGCAUUUUCGUUUUAUGUAAAUAAAAAGAGAAUGUUAGACUGCUUAGGACGGAUAACCAUGUAAUGCAGCAUUCAAGAGUAUUUUGAUGUAGUACGUGCGUAUUGCUUUUUUAGGCAAAGAGAAUAAUACAUUCAAAUGUUCAAUCAAAUACUUGAGAACAAGAAUGAUCUAGUUAAUGAAUUUCGGAUAAUUCUAUUUAAUGAAUUCUUCUGAGAAGAGAGAACACUUUAAUUAAAGAUGUUCAUCAUAUCAAAAUAUAUGCAUGAAUAGAUAUAUGAACAUUAUUUUACGAUGAAGUAUAAAAAUUAAAGUACAAUUUAAAUAGAAUGUUGAUUAUAUUUUUUAUAUUAGAAUUUAUCUAUGUAAAUACGACCACAUAUAGAAUUGGAUAUUAUUGGAAUUACUGAAAAGACAUCCAAUCAAUGUAAACGUACUUUGCUUAUCAUAGUGAUAUUACAAUUUGAUUUACAGUUUCUGCUUUCAAUAAAUAUAAAUGUGUUCAAAUGUACGUAAA